AUAUAACUCAUCAAUUGUUCGCAGUGACUGCAGUGGUGAUUUAAGCACCACAUGUAAACCCUGUCCUUCAGGAACAUUCAUGAAUGAACCAAAUGGACUUCAUAACUGUUUCCCUUGCAGAAACUGUGCUGAAGAUCAUGGACUUUAUAUCAAGAGUAAAUGCACAACAAUGCAAGACAGCAUCUGUGAUGUGCUUGAUGAUCAUUACUGCAUUGAGUUCUUAAAUCAGCAGUGCAGUCGUGCGAUAAGACACAGUGUUUGCAAAGCAGGACAAGAAACAAAAACACAAGGAACAAAGACCACAGAUACAGUUUGUGUGGACUGCACAUAUGGGUUUUAUUCUCCAUCAGGUCUGAAAUGUAUCAAAUGGUUAAAUUGCACAGCUUUAAAUGAAAUGCAGACAGAAGAUGGCAGCUCUGUAAAAGAUGUCACAUGCAGACCUACGCGGGGAAGAUAUGGUCUAUUAUGUGGUGUUAGGCU
Messenger RNA from Danio rerio (zebrafish), 480 nucleotides. NCBI's taxonomy places the organism in Eukaryota, Metazoa, Chordata, Actinopteri, Cypriniformes, Danionidae. The record is from RefSeq.